CUCUAUCUAUCAGUCUCUCUCUCUCCCUCUUCACUAAGUAGUAGGCGGAGUAGUACCAGUAGCAGAGAAAGAAACAAAGAAAAUAUCAUAGAAAAUCAAAAUGUCAAUCGCAUCUCUUGGAAUUUCGAGGUUUUCGUCGUCUGAUUUCAGUCGGGAAGUGGCUGCGAACUCGCAUUGUUUCAAUAACCAAAAGCAUCAUCAUCAUCACAGCAAGAACAAGAACAACCAUUUAUCUACUACUACUUCUUGUUCUUCUUCUUCAUCUUCAAGUGCUUCUCAGCUCUUCGGAGAGAGAAUUCGAUUGAAUUCUGGGUCGGUACUCAACCGACGCAAAGUGGGUCAUCAUCCUAUUGUGGUUUCUCCCAAAGCUGUCUCCGAUUCAAGCUCUUCCCAGACUUGUCUGGAACCUGAUGCUAGCCGUAGUGUUCUAGGAAUCAUUCUUGGGGGUGGAGCGGGUACACGUCUAUAUCCUCUUACCAAAAAACGUGCAAAACCUGCUGUUCCUCUAGGAGCAAAUUACAGGUUGAUUGAUAUACCUGUGAGCAAUUGCUUGAAUAGUAACGUAACAAAGAUUUAUGUACUCACACAAUUCAACUCUGCGUCCCUCAACCGACACAUAUCGAGGGCUUAUGCAAGUAACAUGGGUGGGUAUAAGAAUGAAGGGUUUGUUGAAGUUCUUGCAGCUCAGCAGAGCCCAGAAAACCCAAACUGGUUCCAGGGCACAGCUGAUGCUGUCAGGCAGUAUCUGUGGCUAUUGGAAGAACAAAACGUUUUGGAAUUUCUGGUUCUUGCUGGAGAUCAUUUGUACCGUAUGGAUUACGAGAAAUUCAUUCUAGCACAUAGAGAAACUGAUGCUGAUAUAACAGUGGCUGCUCUGCCAAUGGAUGAAAAACGUGCCACCGCAUUUGGUCUUAUGAAAAUUGAUGAGGAAGGACGGAUAAUUGAAUUUGCAGAGAAGCCAAAAGGAGAGCAACUGCAAGCAAUGAAGGUUGAUACUACCAUUCUAGGUCUCGAUGAUGAGAGAGCGAAGGAGAUGCCUUUUAUUGCAAGUAUGGGCAUAUAUGUUAUCAGUAAAGAUGUGAUGUUGAAUUUACUUAGAGAGAAAUUCCCUGGAGCCAAUGAUUUUGGAAGUGAAGUUAUUCCAGGAGCAACUUCAAUUGGAAUGAGGGUGCAAGCCUACUUGUAUGAUGGUUACUGGGAAGACAUUGGUACCAUAGAGGCUUUUUAUCAUGCAAAUUUAGGGAUCACGAAGAAGCCAGUGCCAGAUUUCAGUUUUUAUGAUCGUUCUUCUCCAAUAUACACACAACCCAGAUACUUGCCGCCUUCCAAAAUGCUUGAUGCUGAUGUUACAGACAGUGUCAUUGGCGAGGGUUGCGUAAUCAAGAACUGCAAGAUUCACCACUCUGUUGUCGGUCUAAGAUCUUGCAUCUCUGAGGGUGCAGUCAUUGAAGACAGUUUACUGAUGGGGGCCGAUUACUACGAGACUGAUGCAGACAGAAGGCUUUUAGCAGCAAAAGGUAGUAUUCCAAUUGGUAUUGGAAAGGAUUGUCACAUCAAAAGAGCAAUAAUCGACAAAAAUGCUCGGAUUGGAGACAAUGUGAAGAUCAUUAACAGUGACAACGUGCAAGAAGCGGCAAGAGAAACAGAGGGGUACUUCAUCAAGAGUGGGAUUGUUACUGUAAUUAAAGAUGCUUUGAUUCCCAAUGGAACAGUCAUUUGAGAUCCGGAUCACUAUGCUCAGUUGAGACUUGGAUAAUUAAUACCGAGUUCUGUUUAAACGCUUAUUUCUUGAUCUUCAAAUGAGAAGGUAGAGUAUCAAAUUUUAUGA
Messenger RNA from Cornus florida, 1828 nucleotides. RefSeq names its product glucose-1-phosphate adenylyltransferase small subunit, chloroplastic/amyloplastic-like. The transcript has 9 exons. Bases 101 to 1720 code for a protein of 539 amino acids. NCBI's taxonomy places the organism in Eukaryota, Viridiplantae, Streptophyta, Magnoliopsida, Cornales, Cornaceae. Gene Ontology annotation, molecular function: glucose-1-phosphate adenylyltransferase activity. Gene Ontology annotation, biological process: glycogen biosynthetic process. The record is from RefSeq and is a predicted model, not a curated record.